Molecule: messenger RNA, 3027 nt
Organism: Puntigrus tetrazona (Sumatra barb)
Lineage: Eukaryota; Metazoa; Chordata; Actinopteri; Cypriniformes; Cyprinidae
Source: RefSeq, a predicted model, not a curated record
AUGACAAGCGCUUCGUUGCUCCUACUGUUCGAAGAGGUUCAGGUGUUUCCAGUCAACUCACGAUACAUCAGCGGAGUCACACAGGCGAUGAAGCCGUGCGGUGCGCUCUGCGGAAAGGUGUUUUACGGUAAUUCAUCCCAUGAUUCCUUUCAGCCAAACGCUAUUUAUGGUUUCUACAGAAAGAUUGUACCGAAUAUAGGGACAGCGACUGGCCAAAAAACGGCUAUAUUAAGAGCACACCGGAGCCUGCGUUUUCUCCAGACAUCGCAAGGCUUCCCGCGAGCGACGGACAUCAUGAACACGGCUGAUUUUCAGACGCAGCUGACGUCCAUAAUGGAAAUUAUGGCGAGGACCGCUGUCGCUGAAAUAAGCAAACUUUUCGAGAGAAAUUCUUUGCUGCUGCGGUUAGAGAUUUCGCGGCGUUCGAGCGAAAACGAAUCCCUGAGAAAGAAAUGCCAUUUCCUGGAGAAGGAACUUCAGUUCGCGCGGAAAACCGCCGGGAAGGUGAACGGGAUAGAAGCUCCGUUCAGCCAUCCGGGACUUACAGACACCGAACGGCAGCCCACCAUCGAUAACGUCUUUGGUAAGGAAUGGUGCAUGAAUCUCUGGAGACACGAGGAGUCAAAUGCUGGUCAGAAGGACGACACGCAAUUAGACUCUUCAGUCAGCGCAGAAGAGGCAAUAAAUUUGCUGGAUGAAGAACCAGAUGUGAUUAUGAUAAAUGAGGAGAUGCUGAAGAAUGGCAAUUGCGCUGGGAAAAAUAAACACGAGGAAGGACCUGCAGCGACCGGUGAUGAGAGAUGUGUCGCCCAGAGCUCUGAAGAUUUUAUCACGUGCACGGUACCUUCAGAUGAGCCAGACGAUCGAAUGUACACCAGACAGCAGCUGAAGAGCAAGCUCGAUGGAGCUCCACACGGAGACAUCGCGCAGCAGGAUGCUGGCCAUCGUCCCGCAAUCGACAACGUCUUCGGCAAGGGAAUGGUGCAUGAACCUCUGGAGACACGAGGAGGCACAUGUUGGAGAGCAGGAGGACACGCAUCUGGGCUCUCCAGUCAUCAUAGGAGAGAGGAACCCGACAUGAUCAUGAUCAAGGAGGAGGCAUUUGAAGAUUGCUCUUCUGGGAUAAACGAGGAAGACCAAGAUAAUCAGAGUGUGCAAGUCCUUAUUUCCAGAGGAAAUCAAAAAAUCCUCCCAGAGUUGGACCUAAACAAGCUUCAGAAUGUGGUCAGUCAUCUUUUCGUUAGUGGUGGGUGUGGAGAAUAGCGGAGGACCUUUCCCUAGUAAGUGUCCGAUCUUCAAGACUUUCUGGAGCCAAUACAGUGUUCGAAAACUUGUAAAACAUUCAAACAAAGAGAAUCCAAUGGUCAAGCGGAUGGAACAUCUAACGAGAUGACGUUCACUCCUUUAUCAUCAAAGCGAGUCCCUUCAGAACAGUCCUUUAUUCCCUCAUUCAUCAAAUCCAGCUGGGUCAGAAGUUAGGUUCCUGGAACACGCGUGCCAGCGGCUCUCGCUCAGGCCACGUCCACUGGAGAAAGCUCGACCAGGACCGAGAAGGAGUUUGUUAGGCUCGUGGUGGCAGCCAUGCAAGCCACUGUCGGACCAAACUUAGCCGCUUGUGGGGAAGUGGCACGAAAUAUCGUGUCUGCAUAUCCCCUGACCUUCGGAGACAUUUCUGAGGAAGGAGAACAGCUGGGAAACGGCUUCAGUUGCUUACAAAGACAGCUAAAAACUAGGGUGGAACAUGUGAAUAGAGAUGUUAUGGAGCACAGGAUUAGAUGGGCCUGAAGACCAUCAUCCGAAAAGACCUGGACAACAGGACAACUACAUAAGGACAAAGAAAUGCGAUGUAAAGUGGACAGUUACGGAUGCAUCAAUUGGCAGCCGUCUUCCAUCCCAGAAGGUGAGGCGGCAGAAUCUCUUGAAAUGAAGAGGAAGGUUGCGGCUGAUUUUCAGUCUGCAGGACCAAAAGCUGCCGAAAGUUGCCCAGCGUAGAUGACUUAAUGCAGCAGGCAUUAUGUUUACCAGCGCCACAUGAUCAACUCAUCCCCUCCUACCAUCAGUGAGAUUGAGGGGCACUGCGUUCCUGUUCACGAAAGAGGCCUCUGCAGGCACUUCAAAAUCCUGACUGGGAUUGACAUCAGAAACCGCUUUAUGAAACUCUUCUGCGUUAAAUAGAGAAUACUGAACUAUUUCGGCAGACAGAGACUGAAGUGGAGCGGAGAGAUCCAGAGCAUGCGCGAGAUCGGCGACGCCAAUGCAACCGACAAUAACAGGAUAGCCAUGUCAGCCAUCCUGUUGAUGAUGAAAUACUUUAAGGAAAAGGACAACGCUGUAUUCAUCUUAGCAGAUGAAAACUCUACUAAGGCGUCCAUCGAAAAUGAAAUCAGCUUACCCGCGGCCUUGCCUCUCAUCAUGCUUUCGUCAUUUUCAUAUAUUUCAGGUGAGACGUUGCUGACUUCUUCAAAGUGGUUUGUCAGUAUUGAAGGCAGAGUAACACAUUCUAUAGACGACCAGCUGGACUUUGCAGCAGCAUUGUCUGUGUUCUUUGGGUGCUUCUAUGCUUUUAAUAUCGAGUAUGAGGAGUCAGCCAGUGCCACCCUGGAGCUUAUUCAGAAGUUCUUCGUGAGGAUUAAUCCGAGGGCACUAAAUGUACCUCAAAUCAGGCACAAGAAGUCGAAGGGCGGAGUUCGACUGUUCAAAGAAACCCAAAACUUAAUACCCACGACCUUCAGCGACACGGUGAUGAAGAUCACGUCGCCUCUGAAAGAUUUUAUGCGUACCGCGGUACUUCCAGAUGACCCAGUCAGUCCAGCGUGCAGCAGAGCGCCAGCUGAAGAACAGAGAAGCUCUCGAUGGAGCGAUCUCUACGCGCGGAGAAAGCACAGCAGAGCAAGCGUUCCUCAGCCCAGCCCACACACAGCACGCAGAGUACUCAAAGAGGAAAAGCGCCUCAUUCGAGGAGAGGCGUACCGUUGCAUGGAGUGUGAAGGCUUUGCUCAGAAGAGCUCUCUAACGUACACCUCCUGA